Drosophila albomicans is the source of this 1180-nucleotide messenger RNA. RefSeq names its product protein takeout. Lineage: Eukaryota; Metazoa; Arthropoda; Insecta; Diptera; Drosophilidae. The coding region runs from base 65 to 832 and encodes 255 amino acids. The record is from RefSeq and is a predicted model, not a curated record. The transcript is spliced from 4 exons.
GCAGAAAGUUGAAGCAGUCAUUUGCCAAAAGUGAUUCUGAAAACUUGAAACGGAAAUUAUUAAAAUGAUGGAUAAGAAAGCGUUCGCCUUGUCUCUAGUAUUCUACUUGAGUUGCUUAUCCUGUUUAGUGCUUGCAUCUGAUCUGCCUGCUGGCAUUCAAAAAUGUUCAAUUAUGGAUGAAAACUGCUUGAGAGACGGCAUGAACUAUGUCAUAAAGAAUUUUGCAAGGAAAGGCAUCAAGGAGCUUAACCUGGUGCAACUGGAUCCGCUGCUUAUUAAAAAGUUUAGUCUGGGCAAGAAUCCCAAGAGUCCUGUUAAUAUCGAUCUUACAUUCACCAAUGCUAACUUGCUUGGGCUUGGUGAUGCACAAGUUAAGAAAGUCACACCUUUUAGUAAAGAUUUAAGUCGUGAAAUUACUCUCGAAAUGAUGUCCCCAAGAAUCACGUUGACGGGUCCGUAUGUCAUUGACGGAAAAGUCUUGAUCUUGCCCAUUCGUGGCAAGGGAGAUGCUGAUAUAGUGCUGCAACAAUGCAAGGUCCACGCCGUUGUUAAACUGAGACCAGUUAGCAAGGGACCACAUCAGACGUUUGCUGAGGUGGUCGAGGUAAAGCUUUUCUUGGAUCCCUCACGUGUAACAUACAAAUUCACCGGCCUAUUCAAUGGCGAGAAGGCUCCAAGUGAGAACUUUCACGCUCUGGUCAACGAAAGCUGGCUAGAGGUAUUCAAUGAGCUAAAGGCUGACAUUUCCACAGCUAUGGGAUUAAUUUUCAAAUCGAUUCUGAAUCGAACUCUGGGCAAACUGCCGCUGGAACAGCUCUUUACAGGAGUUUAAGUUUGCAUUUGUUUGAUUGGUCUUAGUAAGUUUAUUUUAAUAAAUCGUUUUAAAUAAUUCAUACAAACAAGUUAUUUUUGACUUAAACUAGUUUUUAUAGUAAGAGUUAUGGUUGCUUUUAAGAUGCAAGAGUAGAUUAUAAAUAGGUGGGUGAAUAUAACAUUAAAUCAAAUUAAAUUUCCAAGACGAGUAUAAAAUUUGAGAUAUGAAUCGAAACAUAAAGUGGUCAUUACUCUUCUGAAAAGUACAUAUUAUGUAAUUAUUUAAAAUAAAAGUUUCACAUUCAACGUUGUUACUUAUAUUUAAAAUAACUUAUACAAUUAUUAAUGAACCUAUUUCAAUUUAAAA